This is a messenger RNA of Catharus ustulatus (Swainson's thrush), 5296 nucleotides long. Its product is annotated as arylsulfatase D-like. Lineage: Eukaryota; Metazoa; Chordata; Aves; Passeriformes; Turdidae. The record is from RefSeq and is a predicted model, not a curated record. Gene Ontology annotation, molecular function: arylsulfatase activity. Bases 257 to 2029 code for a protein of 590 amino acids. The transcript is spliced from 11 exons.
CGACAAGCCAGAACAUCCAGCUGCUUGGAAGCUCUGGCAUAACAAGCUUUUCCUGUGGUCAGCUGUGGGACGUGCAGCUAGGGCAGAUUUCAGGACUGCUUUCAGAAACACUGCGCAGUAGCAGCAGUCCUCGUGCUGAAAAAUUUGGAAUCAUUUUAAAUCACCGGUCUAUCAGCUGCCUGCUUUGCACAUAACUUGACCAGGAAGAUGCAACUAUGACAAAGUACUCUUGGAUGUGAACACUCCAAAUGCAGAAAUGAUUUGGCAACUAACAUCUCAUUGGUCAGCCGUGGUUACACCCCUAAUUUUUGGUCUGCUUCUGCAAGCACCAUUCACACAGCCUUCCACCAUCACACAGCCAAACUUUGUCCUGCUGCUGGCUGAUGAUCUCGGCAUAGGGGAUAUAGGUUGCUAUGGGAAUGAUACCAUCAGGACCCCGAACAUCGAUCGCCUGGCAAAGGAAGGAGUGAAGCUGACCCAACACAUCGCUGCAGCUCCACUUUGCACUCCCAGCAGAGCAGCUUUCCUCACUGGCAGAUAUCCCCUCCGAUCAGGGAUGGAUGCUAUAAAUGAUUACCGUGUUAUUUUUUGGAAUGCUGGCUCAGGAGGGCUUCCUCCAAACGAAACCACUUUUGCCAAAAUACUGCAGCACCAAGGCUACAGCACAGGACUGAUAGGGAAGUGGCAUCAAGGUGUUAACUGUGAAUCCCGCAAUGACCAUUGCCAUCACCCUUUAAAACAUGGAUUUGACUAUUUCUAUGGGAUGCCUUUUACACUAAUAAGUGACUGUGAGCCGACAGAAACACCAGAGAUGGACAGAGCCUUUAGAAGGAAACUCUGGCUUUCCACUCAAGUGAUUGGCCUCCUUACACUCACUGCUGUCCUUGGAAGACUGACUGGCUUGAUUUCAGUCCACUGGAAAGCACUGACCUGCCUUGCUGGGUUUAGUCUCCUGUUCUUCAUAUCAUGGUUCUCAAGUUAUGGAUUUGUACGCUACUGGAACUGCAUUAUGAUGAGAAACCAUGGAAUUACUGAGCAGCCAAUGGUGACAGACAGAACUACAUCCCUUAUCUUGAGAGAGUCCAUUUCAUUUAUUGAAAGAAAUAAGCACAAGCCAUUCCUCCUCUUUCUUUCCUUUUUGCAUUCCCACACCCCUCUCCUCACCACGGAGAAGUUUCUUGGGAGGAGCAGACAUGGUUUAUAUGGAGACAAUGUGGAGGAGAUGGACUGGAUGGUGGGCCAGGUUCUAGAUGCUGUUGACAAGGAAGGCUUGAAAGAUACUACACUGGUUUACUUUGCGUCUGAUCAUGGUGGAUGGCUGGAAAGACAGGAAGGUGAAAGGCAGCUGGGAGGCUGGAAUGGAAUAUACAAAGGUGGAAAAGCUAUGGGAGGAUGGGAAGGAGGAAUCCGUGUACCAGGGAUAUUCAGAUGGCCAGGAGUGUUACCUGCAGGCACAGUUAUUGAUGAACCUACAAGCCUUAUGGAUAUUUAUCCUACGGUGGUUCAUUUGGCUGGAGGGACAGUGCCUCAGGACAGGGUGAUUGAUGGCCGGGAUCUGCUGCCUUUGCUGCGGGGAGCAGUGGCACACUCGGAGCACGAGUUCCUCUUCCAUUACUGCGGCGUUCACUUGCACGCUGUGCGCUGGCACCAGAAGGACAGGGGAGCUGUUUGGAAGGCUCAUUAUGUGACUCCCAUCUUCAGUCCUCCCGGAGCUGGGGCUUGUUAUGACAGAGGAUUUUGCCCAUGCUUUGGGGAAGGAGUGACCCACCAUGAGCCUCCAUUGCUGUUUGAGCUCUCACAAGACCCUUCUGAAGCCAAACCUCUCUCUGCUGACACAGAGCCCCUCUUUGACACUGUCAUAAGGAAGAUUGGCAGAGCCAUUGAGGAGCAUCGCAGGACGCUGACCCCAGUUCCAGAGCAGCUCUCUGUGUCCAACGUGGUGUGGAAGCCGUGGCUGCAGCCGUGCUGUGGAACGUUCCCAUUCUGUUGGUGUGAUAAAGAGGAUGAUAAUAAAUAUGUUGGCCUGUAAAGGAUAGACCCUGAUACUUUCUCAAAAAUGUAUUUAGACUAAGAGUGUUUCCUUUGGGGGUGUUAACCCAUGGGGUCGUUUGUUUCUCUAAACUGAGCCUUUAUAAAAAAAUUGUUCCAGUGAAUGGCAUGGUAUUUAGCAAAGGUAGCUUUAUGCUGGACAUUCUCAGGGAGGGAUUAAGAUGGAUGAUCUGAAGACCAUGCUUUAACUGGCAUCUGCUGACAAGUGAAUGAAUAGUUUGAAUGCACUAGAGCAGGCCAAGAUUAGAGGUGUACAAGUAAUUAUUCUGAAUGUAUAUUCGGAAGCUUUCCUUUAGGUUCUUGGGCUGAAAUUCUAAGUGAUUCCUGGACUGAAAUCUCCUUUAAUUUUGUUAUCCUUAUCUCUCUUUUGUUAUCCUGGCAAUGCAUAAGGUGACCUUAUAACAAAUUUUUUGCAGACCAUUGCUUCCAAAAUAAUUAGAAAAUAGUCUUGUCUGCAGUUCCUCAAAAAAUCUUUUUUAGGAGAGGCUUUUAUUCUUCUCUUGUAGCUAGUGACUGCAGCAGCAGUGAUGAUGACAGAUGAUUGGCCUGGGAAAGGCAUAGGGCUUGGAAAUGUGACAAGCUGGGCUGCCUGCUCUGUCCGAGAAGGGUGGGACUCCUCUGGUUGGAGCCAGCCUCUUUUGAUGGAGAAGAAAUAAACAAAAGGAUUGUCUUUUCCAAAGCCCCUUGACGUCCAGCUCCCUAAACAGUAUUGGCAAGGACCUUUUGACACUGGUGGCCACAGUAGUGCCACACUGAUAAAUUUUUCCACCAUUUGGGCACAGAACUGCGCAAGUUACCCUGCCCAGAUCUCAGUCAUAAAUGUUUCCUGCUGACAAGUAGCAUGCUCAGGAAACCCUUUGAAAGAUACCGUACACUAUAAUUUGCUAUGAAAAAAAGAAAUGAAGAAUUAACGUUGUUUUUUUGUUGUUGUUGUUUGCUUCACAAGUCACAUUUUCACUCCACCAAAGAGUUAGAAUUACUUAGCUUAAAUCUCUUUGUGCUUUGUUUGCUGAAGUUCUUCCCUUCUUUGUCUUAAAAUAGUUGUUCCUAAUUAAGUGACCUUGCAAUUAAUGCUUUUGUUUUUUGGUAGGGAUGUAAAUACUCUGUUCACAUGGACAUGUUUACAUUGGAAUAUCUGAAUAGCUAGGCAUCUGAGAACAUAGUUUUCCCAUUUGUUUUACUUCACUGUUUUUAACUACUCUUUAACUACUGUGCUAGGACCAAUUUAUUUUAUUCAUUUUAUUGGGUAAACAUUUGGUUUGUUUUGGUUUUAUUUCCUCUUUUGUUUCCCACAUUUCAGUCACCAGGAAAUCUGCAGGUAAACAAAGCCCUACAGCUUAAAAGCAAAAUUUUAUUUUAUGCUGUGACUUCAUGCAUUUCACAGACUGUUACAAUUCUACCAGAUGCUCCAUCAGUGCUACUGAUGAGAAAGGUGCUCAGUCUUACUGUGAAAAAUUCAAGACAUUCACUAAAUCCAUAACUUUCACAUUUUCUGAUUGCUGCUACUUCCUCCAUUGUUAGAAAUGUCUGGGGUUUUAUUCCCAUUUGAAUGUAUUCUAUUUAACUUGUUCUUUCUUGGAGAGAUUUAAAGGUCUUUUCAUAUUCAAAAUGAAGUGUUUGCUUUAGCUAAAAUUACUGUAAUCAGACUGGAAUUUUUAAAUUUUCUCAGUCAUUUCCCAGGCUAUCACCACUUCCAUUCUCAAGCCAGUUUAGUAUAUGGGAUUUUAUAUCCCUUCCUUUAUAUAUUUAGAAAUGCACAGGUGUAAUAUCUAUGAGUAUGAGCAAACCAGUUUUUCUUGUGCUGAAAUACUUCAUAGCAUUAGGACUAGAGGCUACUGGAAAACAUCUGAGCUAGGAUUUGUCCUGGACACUGGUGUUAGCACAUGAAAGCACAGUGAUCAUCCCCUGCUGAACUCCACAGUGCCAUGGGAUCAGCAACCAUUCAGGGUAGAACAGGGUAUUAUACUUGGAAUGAUGUCAGGUGAUGGUAAAGGCUGCCUUGACAAUAACAUACUUGGAAACAGCUAACUAGCAAACACUAAUCAGCUUGCUCAUAUGCUUAUUCACAUUUAUAGAGUUUUUUUCCCCUACAAGAUUCAUGGGCUACUAUUUCAGUGCAAAUAAUUUGGUAAGACUGACUUUUCUGCUCAGUCACAACACAGUUCUCAUCUCAUUGAUUUUUGCUGGUCAUAGCCUACGAUGACAUAGACAGUGUUUAAGACGGGAUUUCAAGAGCGUCUUAUACAACUCCUAAGAUCUAAAUUUGGAUACUGAAAAUGUUUUCAAACACAGUAGAAAGCAACAUUUUAGCAUGAAAAUUAAGCUGUUAAAACAUAAUUAUCUCUUUUCAUUUGAAAGUUGGACAUAAAAGAUUUGUCUGUUUUACUGAAAGCAGAUCUGUGAAGAACAAGAAAAAAAGAAUAAUUCUCUAAGUCUUGAUAUUUUAUGGUUGUUUUGAUGUUUUAUGGUUGUUUUUUGUUUGUUUGUUUUUGCAUUAGAAUAGGAGCAAUAUUUUUAAGCUGGUUUUGAACGCUAUUCAACACUGUCCAACAAACACACAGCAGUCAAGUGCUUCAGCUUUAGUUCAGCAUAUGAUCAUCAAAAAGAUAUCAGUUUUCGGUAUUUCAAGCUAAGCUUGUUUGGACACCAUGAUAGAAUAUUCUGAUAAUUUGUCAGGAUUCAUAGAUUAAUAGUUUUGUCCAUGGACAUGCAAGCUGGUAUCAGUGAUGUCUACACUUAAAGACUAUAUCAAAAAAGACUAUGCUGUUAAGUAUCAUUGCAGGGGUAAAUCAAAAUAUCAGUAAUCAAUGGCAGUACCUGGAAACAUCAAAAUCAGGAUUAUAAAUUUAAAAACUCACACAGCAUCUGUCAGUACCAUGAAACUGAAGGGACACAACAUUGCCUCAUAAUUUUCACUACGUGUCUUAACAUCAUAUGUAUUUUACAAAUAGACAUUUUAAUCCUAUCAAAAAGAAACAAUUAAAAGUUAUUAUUGUAAAUUAUUAUUAAUAUUUAAGAACAAGCUCUUACUUGUCCUGCUUUUCAGGAUUUUACUUCAGUUUGCAUUGGUUUGUCAUUGGGGCUUCACUGUUUUGUUCUUGCACACUUCAGCACCCUUCAUGGUUUGUUGAUAGUUUUUGUUAUAAAGGAUUUUACUAAUCUCAGCAGAAGACUCUGAUAUUUGCAAAAUUCAAACACGUGCCAGUUACAGGGUUUACUUUCUACCAUUAGGCAGUUCAUUUCUUUC